Centropristis striata (black sea bass) is the source of this 2455-nucleotide messenger RNA. RefSeq names its product coiled-coil domain containing 28B (gene ccdc28b). The transcript has 6 exons. The record is from RefSeq and is a predicted model, not a curated record. The coding region runs from base 638 to 1276 and encodes 212 amino acids. Lineage: Eukaryota; Metazoa; Chordata; Actinopteri; Perciformes; Serranidae.
AAGAAAGAUGGAGAACAUUGGCGUCACCGUGUGGCCUGUUUUUCUUCAAGUGCCGAGUACCUGCAAUUAGAAAUCCUCCAGGAUUAAAUAGAAGAAGGGUGUUUGCAUAAUCAGCUGCACCUGUCUAACACAGAGGUAGGACAGUGUAAACAGCACAGGUGUGUGGUAAACAGUGACACUGACCUGCAGGUGCAGGUUCGCAGCACACAGCAGCAUCAGAGGGGGGACUGGCCCUUUAAGACGGAUAAAGACGAAGAGCUGAGCGCAUCGAUGCCGCGCUUUACCUUUCAUCAGUAAUAUACACACCGGUGCUGCAGGGAGGAUUCAACACCGCCGUGGUUUAAAAAGAUUAAUUCAUAUAAAGUGUCCUUAAACGUUUUUUUAAGGCGGGAGGAGAAAUGAGACGCCGUGCUCAGCCGGGUUGCUCUCUGGUGCGUAAUUGAUUCGAGGGGAAACUCCUGAGCUGCAGCACUAAUUUUGGCACAGUCAGAUUCCUCCCCCCUUUUUCUCAGGGAGGGGAAGGCUGCUGGUUUUGAACUUCCUACCUUUGUUGCUCUAGGACGUCCUGCGCACCAGGCAGGCAGUGCCCCCUCCCUUCGUCUUACCCCAUAGAGCUUCACCUAAAAGAUAGAUAAUAAUGGAAGAUAAACGCAAGAAGCGGAGCCCAAAGGUGUCUCUCCCCCAGCCCCCUCCUCCCCCGAUCAACCCCCGCAAACUCUCCGUCCUGCCUGCCAGCAAAAGUGCCACCUUCUCUCUCGGCCUGCCGCAGCCCCCCUCCCCCAAGAACAGAGGCAAGUACAAGAGGUCCAUAGGAGCGCCAGGACAGCCCAAAGAGGUGUUCACAGCUGUCGUAGCUCCACCAAAGACCACCAGGCCCCACAAGGAGAAGCCCAGGGCCCCCCAGCCUGCAGGGCCCAGUAAAGUAGUCCAGUCUUCCCCCCUGCAGCACUCCUUUCUUACAGAUGUCUCAGACGUGAGAGAGAUGGAGGGAGGCCUUCUCAACCUCCUCAACGACUUCCACUCAGGCAAACUACAGGCUUUUGGUAAGGUGUGCUCCUUUGAGCAGCUGGAGCAUGUGCGCGAGAUGCAGGAGAAGCUGGCGCGACUGCACUUCAGCCUCGACAGCCACGUGGAGGAGCUUUCAGAGGACCAGAGGAAGUGUGCCUCCGACCACAACCUGGAGCACCUGCUCUGUAACCUGGAGGAGCUCAGCACCUCAAUACAAAAGCUCCACUUGGCUGAGAACCAGGACUUGCCCAAGACAUCUGGUCCCUGACAAAUUGUGGCUAGGAGCACGGCGACCACACACUCAUCUUCUCCCAACAUCUACCCAGCCCAGGAUGCCAUGGCAUUGAUCCAGCUGCCUUAGUAACAGAAUGGAAAGAUCCACAAGAGGAGGAGCUAUUUUUUUCCAUUUGGUCGGUGAAGCGGAGGGAACAUUAUAGUGACUCAAAGCAGCAGAGCAUUAAAUGAACACUGAAACAAAACCAUAAACCCCUCAUUCAUGGCACAACAGUUGACGAAAUAUGCUGUGUCUAAAUUUUCAGCAUGUUCUUGGCAACUUGGCUCCAGUUACUAGUUACAUUUGGGAAACAAAUAAUUGAAUCCAGGUGUAAUCUUUGAUUCUCUAUUUGUUUUCCAUUUGUCAUCCCAAAAAGCAGCUCAUGACAGCUAAAGAAGUUGUGUGGAUUUCAUAGUAUGCCUUGUCUUUUUCAUCAUUUCAUAAGGUAUGUCUCUGUUAGCAAAGGUACAAAAAAAGCCAUAUUUAAGUAGCAAACAUAUUUGGCUCUUGUCAACGACAUUACUGUGCUAAGAACUUUUAGAAGGGAGUUUUCACUUGUGCUAUUAUUCUGAAUGCACUCCCUCUUUUUUAUAGCUUUGCUUUUACAGGUGAAUACUGGAAAACAGACUGGAUUUAAUAACAGCUGGGCGAAUUUUUGAUAUAACUGCAUUUAAAGGGAGUAUGUGAGAAGAAUUUACAUGUAAAAAUGUUUUGCCAAUGUGCAGCACAGCUACUGUAUUUGUUGACACAGAUGGGUUAAAUUAACCUGAGUUGGAGGAUUUUUGUCAGUGCUUUAUCAGGUUUGCCUGAACGCUUCAACCCUGCGACUGAAAUGCUGUAAAAUCAUCUACUGUAACAUGUAUGACACAGAGUCUGACAGGAGAAGACAUUCUCUCCUGUUACUGGGUUGGAUAGCACAUUCACAGAGUAAUGCAGCCGGCACAAAGCUCUUUACAGUACAAGUUUAAAAAAACGGCAGCUACUUUUCUAGUUAAAAGUUGAAUAGAUAAAUUAUGAUUUGCGUUGUAUUUAAUUAAAAACUUGGCAGCGAUGUACCUUGCCCAUAACAUUUAAUCCCUGUCAAAGCAAUUAUAGUGAUACAAGUGAUCAAUCUGAAACAUCAAAACAUGUCAAAGAAUUGAUGCAUUUGGUAAUUAAAAAUGUUAAAAAUGA